Choloepus didactylus (southern two-toed sloth) is the source of this 495-nucleotide messenger RNA. Its product is annotated as peptidyl-prolyl cis-trans isomerase A-like. Gene Ontology annotation, molecular function: peptidyl-prolyl cis-trans isomerase activity. NCBI's taxonomy places the organism in Eukaryota, Metazoa, Chordata, Mammalia, Pilosa, Megalonychidae. The record is from RefSeq and is a predicted model, not a curated record. The transcript has a single exon. Gene Ontology annotation, biological process: protein peptidyl-prolyl isomerization. Bases 1 to 495 code for a protein of 164 amino acids.
AUGGUCAACCCCACCAUAUUCUUCAACAUCACUGCCAACAGUGAGCUCAUGGGCUGUGUCUGCUUCAAGCUGUUUGCAGAUAAAGUUCCAAAGACAGCAGAAGACUUUCAUGCUUUGAGUACUGGGGAGAAAGGAUUUGAUUAUAAGGGUUCCUGCUUUCACAGAAUUAUUCCUGGCUUUAUGUGCCAGGGUAGUGACUUCACACACCAUAAUGGCACUGGUGGCAAGUCCAUCCAUGGGGAAAAGUUUGAUAAUGAGAACUUCAUCCUGAAGCAUACAGGUCCUGGCAUCUUUUCCAUAGCUAAUGCUGGACCCAACACAAAUGGUUUCCAGUUUUUCAUCUGCACUGCUAAGACCAAGUGGUUGGAUGGCAAACAAGUGGUUUUUGGCAAGGUGAAAGAGGGCAUGAACAUUGUGGAAACCAUGGAGCGCUUUGGGUCCAGGAAUGGCAAGACCAGCAAGAAGAUCACCAUUGCUGACUGUGGACAAAUUUGA